UGGAAGCAUACUCAAACUCGCUUAAGUGAUAAUAAAUUUUGUGCAGCUAUUAUUAAUAAACAUGAAGUAUUUUGCAAAUGUGGACAAAAGGUUAUUCUUGAUAACGACUAUGAUGAGAAAAGGCUUAACGAACAUUCUAGAAACUCUAGAUUAAGAGAAGACUUAGAAGACUCAUCACCGCCACCACCGCUACCAUCACCGCCAUCAUUUCCAAAUAAACCAUGUCCUGGACUCCAUUCUGAACAAAUUGUUACUUAUAUUAAUCUAACACCAGCUACAUAUGGAGGUGCAUGA
Molecule: messenger RNA, 294 nt
Organism: Rhizophagus irregularis DAOM 181602=DAOM 197198
Lineage: Eukaryota; Fungi; Glomeromycota; Glomeromycetes; Glomerales; Glomeraceae
Source: RefSeq, a predicted model, not a curated record